AUGGGCGGCCUCAACCUAGAGGUUUUCAAGUUCGGCAUGUAUGUCAUGUUCCCCAUCGGCAUCAUGUACUACUUCGGCACCAACCUCGACGAGCGCUUCGCCGUGCCCGACUUCUGGCCCAAGCCCGAGCAGGCCAACCGCGUGCCGCUCGACAAGGACGAGAUCCACGCCGAGCUCCAGCGACUGAGGGCCCGGAGGCUGUACCUGAGGGAGAAGAGGCUCGAGGAGGAGGAGGCCAGGCGGCCCCCGCCUGUCCCGUCGGCCCCGGCUCCGGAGCAGAGCGUGCCGGCCCAGCAGGCUGACCAGGCCAAGCCCGCGAAGCGCGGAUGGUUCUGGUAG
Neoarthrinium moseri is the source of this 339-nucleotide messenger RNA. RefSeq lists its product as uncharacterized. Gene Ontology annotation, biological process: mitochondrial respiratory chain complex IV assembly. NCBI's taxonomy places the organism in Eukaryota, Fungi, Ascomycota, Sordariomycetes, Amphisphaeriales, Apiosporaceae. The transcript is spliced from 2 exons. The coding region runs from base 1 to 339 and encodes 112 amino acids. The record is from RefSeq and is a predicted model, not a curated record. Gene Ontology annotation, cellular component: mitochondrion; mitochondrial inner membrane.